Molecule: messenger RNA, 972 nt
Organism: Penicillium angulare
Lineage: Eukaryota; Fungi; Ascomycota; Eurotiomycetes; Eurotiales; Aspergillaceae
Product: RNA-binding protein
Exons: 3
Coding region: 1-972 (323 amino acids)
Molecular function (GO): RNA binding
Source: RefSeq, a predicted model, not a curated record
AUGGGUGACAAUAAGCGCAAAGCUACCGACGAUGCAGAGGAGUCCAAUGAUCCCGCAUGGCGCCAGAAGCUGAAACAGGCACGCAAAGAAAAAAAAGAGAAAAAAGAGAAAAAAGAGAAAAAACGGGUCAAAAAGGAACAUGAGGGAAUUUCCGCCGGGGAGUUGGGAGAAGAAGGAUCCAAACCCAAGAAGAACAAGGAGCGCAAGAAGCUCGAGAAGCUCGAAGGUGCCUCUAAGAAGGAAAAGGAUGCUGAGCCUGAGCCUGUGAAGGACCUGGAUUCCGAGGAGGAGGAGAAGAAAAAGAAGAAGAAAGAGAAGAAGGAGAAGAAGGAGAAGAAGGAGAAGAAGGAGAAGAAGGAGAAGAAGAAGAAGGAAGAAAAGGAGAAGGAAGAAGCAGAUGACACCACUGAAGCCGAGGUUGACGCUGAAGCCGUAUCAGAAGACGUCGCAGCCGAUGGGAAGAGUUCCCGUUUUAUCUGUUUUGUUGGUAAUCUACCAUACUCUGCCAAUCAAGAGUCCCUCACAAAACACUUUGCAAAGAACCCACCAGCAACCAUACGUGUAGCUACCAAGAAGGAAGAUCCAAAGAAUCGCUGCCGAGGCUUUGCGUUUAUUGAGUUCGAUAACUACGACCGCAUGAAGACCUGUCUGCAGUUAUACCACCACUCCACCUUUGAUGACGGCAAGUAUCCGCCUCGGCGGAUGAAUGUUGAAUUGACCGCCGGUGGUGGUGGCGCAAAGUCAGAUCACCGAAAGGCCAAGAUCCAGGCAAAGAAUGAGAAGUUAAACGAUGAACGCCAGCGCAAGGCCAAGGAGAUUAAAAAGGGUCAAAACAAGCAUGAGAGGCAGAAGGCCCCUCAAGGUGCAACUGGUGCCAAUGCCGUUGGCGUUGAUGGAGCCAACGAUGAAGCCAAUGAUGGAGAUGAUAAAUAUGCCGGUGUGCACCCUAGCCGCCGUGGACGUAUGUGGUAA